Xiphophorus hellerii (green swordtail) is the source of this 3245-nucleotide messenger RNA. RefSeq names its product endo-beta-N-acetylglucosaminidase (gene engase). Bases 56 to 2230 code for a protein of 724 amino acids. Lineage: Eukaryota; Metazoa; Chordata; Actinopteri; Cyprinodontiformes; Poeciliidae. Gene Ontology annotation, cellular component: cytoplasm. The record is from RefSeq and is a predicted model, not a curated record. Gene Ontology annotation, molecular function: mannosyl-glycoprotein endo-beta-N-acetylglucosaminidase activity. The transcript is spliced from 14 exons. Gene Ontology annotation, biological process: protein deglycosylation.
UUAUUUGGGGUUUCCUGGUUUCUCUUUCAUUGCUGACUCCUUUCAGUGCGGAGAAAUGGAGUUAACUGGUGAUGAAAAUGUGAUUCUCGGAGAAGUCGGGCUGCCAGCUGCUGAUAAUCUCAAAAGAAGUGGAGACGUUGCUGAAGACGGGAAAGUGGACAGUAAAAAGAAACGGACCGAGUCGUGUUUUGACCAGCCUGUGGACUCAAGUGUUCAUGAGGUCAUCAAGUAUUCACCUUCUGCUCUUCCUGCCAAACAUUACGAUGCAGACACAACCGAACCAAUCAGCUGUGGUCUGUCCUCUAUGAAUGACUUGUUGUCAUGGAACCGAAGCGAGGCGAACCCCUUCAACGUGGCAGCCGUUCCUCUGGCACCUCGGAAGCCCCGUCUGGUCAACUGUCUACGCCGGACAUUGGUGUCCCAUGACAUGAUGGGCGGCUACCUGGACGACCGGUUUGUCCAAGGCACCAGUUCAGAGGAACCCUAUGCCUUCUACCAUUGGCAGUACAUAGACAUUUUUAACUACUUCACUCAUCAGAUGGUCACUGUUCCUCCAGCCGUGUGGACGAAUGCUGCACAUAAACAUGGAGUCAUAGUUCUUGGGACUUUCAUCACAGAGUGGACUGACGGGGCGGCAGUGUGUGAGGCCUUCCUGAAAGAUGAGGAGUCGUACCGGGCCGUGGCUGACAAGCUGGUCCAGAUCAGUCAUUAUUACGGCUUUGAUGGCUGGCUCAUUAACAUAGAGAACACUCUGAGUGAGGGAGCUGUGAAGAACGCUCCGCUGUUCCUGCGCUACCUGACGGAGCAGAUGCACGAGCGAGUGCCCAGCAGCCUGAUCCUGUGGUACGACAGUGUCAUUGAGAACGGAAAGCUUCAGUGGCAGAAUGAACUCAACCAGUCCAACAGGAUAUUUUUUGAUGCCUGUGAUGGCUUCUUUACAAACUACAACUGGACAGAGGAAAACCUGGAGUGGAUGAAGAACUACUCUGUGGUCCAAGGCCGUCAGGCUGAUGUGUACAUCGGGGUGGACGUGUUUGCCAGAGGGAAGGUGGUGGGAGGGAUGCUGGAAACCAAUAAGGCUCUGGACGUCAUCCGAAAGCACAACUUCUCUGCAGCCAUCUUCGCUCCAGGAUGGGUGUAUGAGAGUCAAAGUGAUAAGAGCGAAUUCCGCACCCAUCAAGACAAGUUCUGGGCUCUGCUCUCAGAUUACCUGUACAUCCACCGACCAGCUUCACAGCUUCCAUUCAUCUCCUCCUUCUGCCAGGGCUUUGGGAAAGCAGUCUACAGGGAAGGACAGCAUGAGACGGCAAAGAGCUGGUUCAACCUGGCUGCUCAGGAGAUCCAGCCGUUGUACUACCACAUGGCUCUGGAGGACGGGGGCUGGGUCAGGAGCAGCGGCUGCCCUGAAGACGCCUGGAAUGGAGGCUGCUCUCUGCUGCUGGACGGACUCAUCCCCUCAACUUUAAACACUCCAAUUUGUGCCAAGAUUUUCUCGCUCCAUGUGCCGCUGGAUUCCAGGAUCAUGGUAACUCUGGUGUACAAAGCGUCUGCUGGCAUCACCGUCUCUUUGCAGCUGAGGACAACAGAUUCUUCUCACUGUUCCCACACUGAUGUCCAUGAGGUCACACUAAACAGUGUGACCCCUGAGACUGUGGGAAGUGGAUCGCAGCUAGAGAGCCAGAUGUCUGAGCUCUGUGGAAACAGAGACCUGCAUGGAUGGACUGUUAGAUGUUCACAACUGGAGCUUCAUGGCUGCGUUCUCAGAGAAGUGUGUGUCCUUAUCCAUCGGGAAGGGGAGCCUCAGGACACGACUUUCAGCUGCAGAGUGGGAGAGAUCAAGGUACUGGACGUGGGUACUCUGCAGCCACCCACUGACCCCGUUCGGGGCUUGUGCAUUGAUGAUGUGGUUUGGCUGCGUGGUGCCUGUUCAUCACCAGAGAGUUCGUCCUCUUGCCUGCGCCUCAAUGCCACCCUGCGCUGGGACUACCCUGUGGAAUCUGUGCGCCACUUCAGGGUGUACUGGAGAAGGCUGAGAGGACCGGACCCAAGAAUCCCUCCAGGUCAGCUGGAGCUGCUGGCCCGGGCCUACUCCAACCAGUUCAGGCUGACGGAGCUGCUCGUGCCUAAGCCGCCCAGCGUGUUGGAGCUGCUGGUGGAGCCGGUGACCAGGUGGGGCUCCCUCGUCCCGGAGAGCCGGUGGGGAAGAAGACAGCUCAGCUACACAGAAUGAGCUGAACAUGGAUUUCAUACAAGGAACUGUAUGCAAAUACGUUCCACACUUUAAAGACUUUCAUUUAUACAUUUUGAGCGUGGAUGGUUUUUGUAGCAGAUGGAAUCAUCUCAAACAGAGAAACCACCUGAACCUGAGCACAGUUAAAGUUUUUAUUUUUAAGUAAUAAAUAAUGCGGUUAGAGUAACAAGCCCAUCACAACCCCAGUUCUCUUUUUGAUCCAGCCAUUGUUUCAUAUAAACAGAUUAAGAUUAUAAUCAGAAUUUAUUUGUCGGAAUCACAAACAUUUACUUGUUUAUUGCAGGCUUCACAUAUCAUGUUUUCAUGUUGCCUGUUUUACAUAUAUAGUCCACUUGAUGUCACAGUAGAGCAAAAGAAGCACCACGGCGCAUGAAGCUUCAUCCCACCAUCACUAGUUACUAGGGCAACCUCUGAGUCUCAAACUGCAUUCCUCAAAAAGCUUACAGCGCCUUCAAGUGUGUGAGAAGGACACAUUUAAAAGCUGUAGGACUGUGGCCCUGGACAAAUGUAUUUCUGGGGCCACUGUUCCAACCACGCAAACUAUCCCGGUCUUCAUAGAACCCAUAACGAUGAGUUGCUACGUAAAAAGUGAGUUGGCCACUCAUUGACCAGAAGUGGCUGGUCUCAUUUUAAAAAAUCCAUCAAUUGAUAAGUUUUCUUAUUUCUGUGAAAAACAAGGUGACUAGAAGCUUCCAUGAUUGGUCACGCUAGGAGAUACAGAGAUACAGAGCGAGGUUUGAAGGAGAACCAGAACAUUUAGUCUGAUUUCAUUUCAGAAAGUUAGACUUUGUAUAUUUUUAUACAGUGUAUGCAUAUACCUGUUUUCAACUGUGAGCACUAAACACUUUGUAUUGGUUAACCACAUACCACCUCAAUAAAAUACAGAAAAGUAUGCAAACAUAAAAGGUAAAGUGUUCAAGUGCAUCAAUAUUCUAGCAAGGCAAUACAGAUGGCUAACUCAAAAGGUUGAAAUAAAAACAGAAAACACACACAA